UUUUCCCCCUUACAAAGGUUUGGGACCAUUUCCGGCCAUUCCGCGGUUGUUUCCGCAUGUCGAUUGUUUCUGUUUUGGCCGCGACAAAUUCCGUUCCGCUUGUUAUUCGGGAUGUCUGCGAGGAUAGCAGCAUUUUCCGAAAUGAAGUGGAAGAUGCUGCUAUUUCUUCAAUGGUCGAUCGGUUUACCCUCACACGCACUUACCCCUCGGGUCACCUAUUCCCUACCUGUUUGCACCCGUGUGUGAAAUAUGCCCUCGCAACAAGGAUGGCCAUAUGUUUCCGGUUAUUUUUCUUGCACGUGCACUCGCUACUACCCUAACGCUGCUGGGCCGGGCCAGUUUUUAUGAAUGAAUCGAAGCAACCCUUUCGCCUCGCGUUGUAAAAACCCCUCCACCGCGUGCGUGUGUGUGUGUGUUGUACCCCUUUCACCCGCUCGGUGUGUGGCUAUUCCACUCACACUGAUUCUACCCUUCGAGGUAGGGAUGCGUCCAAAUAGAAAGGAUCUCCUCAUCUGGGCUGGUGGCUCAUUACCAUUCUGACCGUCAAGGUGUGACGAACACAUUUCCCAAGCUACGUUACCGAGAACGAACCGAGAGUAAUGUACGGUUGGCCGUUGUAAAACAAAGUGACUCGUAACUACAUUCCGAAAAAACAAAAAAUCGUGAUCGUGAUAGCAAUACGACCCUCGCGCCUCGUGAAACCUAAUAAACAUCGUGAUCGUGAACAUGAAGUGCAACAAUAAUAGCGCCACACGAACGAUCGCGUUGCUUCUGUGCUGCUGUGUUGGAAUAAGCGCGGGCAGAAUAAUUCACCGAAUCAGUGACUAUAACGCACCGAUGGCGGAACCGGUGCGCCAGUGCCGUGCGAUCUGUUUGACCAACCAUCUGCACGAGGAGAUCAACAGCAUCGUCGUGACGGACGAGUGUACCGAUCGGCCCAACUGCUUCAUGUGCUGGGACUACUGCAAGAUACUGCACGAGGAGAAGCGCAUCGUGCGCGAUUUAAUGUGCAGUGAUGUGAUUUGUUACUCUGGAUGCAAGACGGCCUGCAAAUACUACGGAGGAUUCUAUCGAACGGUGAAACAGAAAAUCACGUUAAAAUCGCUCGCUGUGCCCGUGAUCGGACAGCAGGUGGUGAACCAUGAUCCUGCCAACUCGAGCGCAAGCUAAACAGACCUGGACCAGGAGAGCUCACACCACGAAGAGCACCACAGCCUACUAGCUUUUUCUAACCGUUUUUUGAACCCGCUCCAACGGAAGGACCGACUGCUUGAAAGCAUUGUAAAUACUAACGCACUUAUUUAAAAAAAAACCCAUUGUUGAAUAUUAUGUAGGAAAAGGAUCUAUUGUAAAUAUCGAAUAACGACGACCAGGCGUAUCGAAGUAAUAAUAAUAAAAUAAACCGUGUUUUUACUGCGUAAGAAACAUUUGUAUC
Anopheles merus is the source of this 1435-nucleotide messenger RNA. RefSeq lists its product as uncharacterized. The record is from RefSeq and is a predicted model, not a curated record. NCBI's taxonomy places the organism in Eukaryota, Metazoa, Arthropoda, Insecta, Diptera, Culicidae. The transcript is spliced from 2 exons. Bases 727 to 1170 code for a protein of 147 amino acids.